UUUCGGGAAUGCAAAAACAUCGUCUGCUGAUUACCAUCGGCUUAGAUUUUAAUAUAAAUUGCCUCACGCCUAUGUUUGUUAUUAAUUGCAGCACAUAAAUAGACAGUAGUACGAUACAAAAAAUAAAAUGAUAACUCUACGCAUUUUGACAAGAAAUAUAACACCCCAAAUAGUAACGUCAACGCAGCAUUUGCAUUCGUCAAAAGUAUCAUUUAGUGCCGAUUCUUCUGAUUCUGAUUCAUCGGAUGAUGAGAAAAAUAAAAGAAAAAUUGUGGCAUCGAAUAGUGUUGCAAAGAAAGAGCCACGUGUUGAUCGGUUGAAUGCAUUAUUACAAACGAUGACAAUGAAUGCGAAGACCCCAUCCAAAGUUGAUAUUGCAGUAAAACCGAAAAAAAUAAGCAAUGCCAGAUCCCAACUGUCAAAGAAAAAUGAGAAAAUAGUUGUCAAUCUAUUUGAAAAGAAAUUGACCGGCGCAGCCAAAGAUGUAGCAGCAACUUUUGGAGGGGAUACAAGCAAAACUGAAUCAGAGUUGUUGAAAAAAAUCUUGACUCCAAAUAAAAGUUCUGAAGAACCCAUGGAUUUCAGUAAACUGGUGAAAGGAAUGAACAUAGAUCGCAGAAAACCCCAAGAAUAUCAAUCAAACAGCCGGGCAGACCAGGUUCAUGACAUAAUACAAAAAACUAAACAAAAUGCUCCGAUCCAACAACAGAUGAGUAGGCCCAAAUUCAGCGGACAAAGUCGUAAAAAAAUACACAUUAAUGCAAGAGUUACCGUUGAUUCGGGAAACCCAUUGGGUAUUUUCGAAGUGGAUCCUGAAGCUGUGGUCGAUCCUAACAUACCCACUCUCCAGACUUGGGACCAUCUAGAGAAGCGGGAUCUAAAGCUCUUAGUCACUCAUCCUCCUAUUCAUUUUAUUGACCAAAUGAUUCAGUGGACCGAACAGGGAAAACUCUGGCGAUUCCCUAUUGAUAAUGAACAAGAUCUAACCAUCGAUCAAGAGGAACACUUUUCCGAUCACGUCUUCCUGGAACCGUAUUUAGAAGGCUGGUGCCCAAGGAAAGGACCCAUCAGACACUUUAUGGAAUUAGUAUGUGUUGGGCUAUCUAAAAAUGCAUUUAUGACUGCUCAAGAGAAAAAAGACCACAUUAUGUGGUUCAAAGAGUACUUUGACAAGAAACGGGAUCUCCUGACGGAAUUGGGAGCUUAUGGUACAGAGAAAAACAGUGAAGAAUUAAAACAAGUCGAAGCAUAAACAGUUGUAUUUUAUGAAGUUUCACCCAUCAAAUAUAUUAUGUAACUAUGAUGUAGUACGCAAAUAAAAUUCUUCAAGAAAGGAAAA
This is a messenger RNA of Neodiprion fabricii, 1339 nucleotides long. It is a transcript of the gene mRpS31, whose product is annotated as 28S ribosomal protein S31, mitochondrial. Lineage: Eukaryota; Metazoa; Arthropoda; Insecta; Hymenoptera; Diprionidae. The transcript is spliced from 7 exons. Gene Ontology annotation, cellular component: mitochondrial small ribosomal subunit. The record is from RefSeq and is a predicted model, not a curated record. Gene Ontology annotation, molecular function: structural constituent of ribosome. The coding region runs from base 128 to 1252 and encodes 374 amino acids.